AUGCAUCCUAAAAAUUUCCUCAUAUUCUUCUUCGUGGCCGUUUGCCACUCGGCAGUAUCAAAAUUUCAGAGAGGAAAGUUUGACACCAAGAAUAAUGAUGCCCGCUCAGUAUCAGUCUUAAAUGCCGCUAAGAGCCAGCCAUCUCUGGUCAGCAAUGGCCUAUCGACUCAACCAAGUGCGAUAGUAACGACAUUUAAAACGAUUGUUAUUACCAGAAACGCAAAAAUUGCUGACCACGAUUUCAAAAUGACACUCGGCUCAGAGGAAGCGAUGUACUACGGAGCCUAA
Molecule: messenger RNA, 288 nt
Organism: Sclerotinia sclerotiorum 1980 UF-70
Lineage: Eukaryota; Fungi; Ascomycota; Leotiomycetes; Helotiales; Sclerotiniaceae
Exons: 2
Coding region: 1-288 (95 amino acids)
Source: RefSeq, a predicted model, not a curated record